This is a messenger RNA of Onychomys torridus (southern grasshopper mouse), 882 nucleotides long. RefSeq names its product ADP ribosylation factor 3 (gene Arf3). Bases 118 to 882 code for a protein of 254 amino acids. The transcript is spliced from 5 exons. NCBI's taxonomy places the organism in Eukaryota, Metazoa, Chordata, Mammalia, Rodentia, Cricetidae. Gene Ontology annotation, molecular function: GTPase activity; GTP binding. Gene Ontology annotation, biological process: intracellular protein transport; vesicle-mediated transport. The record is from RefSeq and is a predicted model, not a curated record. Gene Ontology annotation, cellular component: plasma membrane; cytoplasm.
GGAGUUUGUGUUUGCUCUGUCUAGGAUCAAGCCUACCAUACCAGGGACCAGGCUAAACCCAGACUACCACUGCCUCUCCCUGGGCCCCACUGACCUCAGAAAGCAACCAUUGUAAUCAUGGGCAAUAUCUUUGGAAACCUUCUGAAGAGCCUAAUUGGGAAGAAGGAGAUGCGCAUCCUAAUGGUGGGCCUGGAUGCUGCAGGGAAGACCACCAUCCUGUAUAAGCUGAAACUCGGGGAGAUCGUCACCACCAUCCCCACCAUCGGGUUUAAUGUGGAAACAGUGGAAUAUAAGAAUAUCAGCUUCACAGUAUGGGACGUAGGUGGCCAGGACAAGAUUCGGCCCCUCUGGAGACACUACUUCCAGAACACCCAAGGCUUGAUAUUUGUGGUGGACAGCAAUGACCGGGAGCGAGUAAACGAGGCCCGAGAGGAGCUGAUGAGGAUGCUGGCGGAGGAUGAGCUCCGGGAUGCUGUGCUCCUCGUGUUCGCAAACAAGCAGCUGAAGUGCCUCUCUAAACUGACACUGGAAAAGGAUGUCACCACUUGUGAGACACUGUAUAAAGUCACUGUAACAACUGUCCCUCCUCACGGCACCAAGCGGCUCUUUCCUGAAAUUCCUCUUGUGAGAGAAAGAAAGCGGAUUGGAAGACACAAACUCAGGGCCAGUGACAAGAUGCUCCCUCCUCCGGUGAGACCGCCCCCGCUACGCCUGGGGGAGGAAGGCCCCACCUCUCUCCUCCAAGCGAGCUCAGGGCCCCCUCCCCCUUCCCCACCCUCUCCCCACCUGCUGCCCUCUUCCCAACCUGCCCUUCCCAACACCCCCAAAGCGGAGCGCGACCAGGAGAACAGUGCGCAGCGGGGCCUCACCAGCAGGCCCUGA